Messenger RNA from Geodia barretti, 2363 nucleotides. The record is from the annotation of a GenBank genome assembly. NCBI's taxonomy places the organism in Eukaryota, Metazoa, Porifera, Demospongiae, Tetractinellida, Geodiidae.
UCUCCGUGUCGCCGGCCUUCUUGAUGAGAAUGACACCGGCGAAGCCGUGGUCCAAGUCCCACAGGUAGACUGAGCACACGCCACUCUCAAAAUACCUGUACGAGUCUCCAUCUCUGUCAAGCAGAGGGGCUUGAUCACGUGCACCAGCACAUCGAGGACGACCCACGACAUGGCUACCUCGCUCAGAGUCGCUCUACAGGAGGGCCUCAAGGAGAUAAGAGUGGGCGAAGUCACCACUGCACCAGCGUGCAAAAUCAGGGUGCAAAGGUCAUAGACAACACAUGACGUAAUAGCUGAGAGUAGACCACGCCUACUCUUCAGAGAAGGGGUUUGUGUGGUAGUAGUCAGAGAGGUCAGUAGAGAGGUAGCCAGAAGCUAGAAGAUGGAGGAGACGAGGCAGCAGUUGUGUCGGGAGCUGGCGGCUGCGGUCAAAAAGUUGCAAGGUGAGCACGUCCUGAAGAAGACGAGUCCGCAGAGUAAAAGCCAAGAUGCUGACACACUUUGCAAAGUUCUCGAAAUUGUCUUUCUUCUAGACCUCAAAAAUGAAAAGGGUCAGUUGUGGAGCGGGACAAGGAGACCCAAUAUGAUCAACCCUCCACAACCUUCAUUCUGGGUGUUCAUAGAGCCAAUGGUGUCAGACGAGAUCAAGACACAGCUAAUGGCUCUCAGGGACUCCGAAUCUGACGUCAUGAAAUGUAGAUCUUGGCUGCGGAUAAUGCUCAACAAAUCUCUCCUCCUGUCAUUUCUGGAGGACCUUCAGCGACAUCCUGGACUCCUCUCGUUCCAUUACGGCGGGGAAUCUGUGCUCAGAGAUGCCGAGAGACUAGAAAUUGUCAUCCAACUUUUGAGAGGACUGUCCACUAUUCAACUGGGCUAUGACUACACAAUCUCAUCUCUUACAACUUGGGACAGCUCUGUGCUACAGAAGGCAGGGAUUUGGCAGGACUCAUCUUCUUCCCCAAACACCAGGAGAGACGGAGAGAGAGUGAGUCCACCUCCGACCUCGUUUGGAGUGGGUGUGGUCAACAUGGCUCUCGGCCGCUACUCGCGAUCCUCAUCUCUCUCUCAGUCUUCAGAGACCCAGAUCAUCUCCAGAGAGGCAGUAUCACAACAGGAGGAAGGAGGGGCACCACAAGGUCGUAGCUCUGCUGGUGGUGGGCGUGGCAACAGAGGACGGGGAUCUGAGGACUUUUCCUAUGCCAAAUCUCUAGACUUUGAGGUGGUGUCAGAGAAGACAGGUAGCCCCGUCCACAGAACCCUCACCUCUCUCCUCACCAAACUGGUCCCCGAGAGAGGACUCGACUCUCAGAACUACUGCUGUGCCGCAUGUCGGAGGCCCAUCGGAGUCAAGGCUCCGGCAGCAGCUGAACUCCCUGAGAGACUAAAGUCCCCACAUCUCUAUGAGGAGAUUCACAGCUACUCCAUUCAGGAGCUGAGUGAGGUCCACUCGGGAGGUCUGCUGGAGAGGAUGAGGAAGACGGUCAGAACUGUCUCCACACAUGUCAGACAAUGCCCACUCUGUUCUCAGAAGGGGUUCAUAUGUGAAGGUUGCCAUGGGAACAACAUCAUCUACCCCUUUGACCUCCGAGACACAUACCAGUGUCCGUCGUGCAGUGCAGUCUAUCACUAUGUCUGUACACCAGAGAAAGGAAACUGCUCCAAAUGUCUUCGUAUUCACCGGAGAAGACAGGCUCUAUGUAGUGACUUCUGACUAUCAGUGAACUCUCCACUUUUUCCCCUCCAUUUCUCUGUAGUAUUGUGCUGCUCACCAAUUAAUGGGGAAAAAACUCGUAGCCGUACUCGUGAAAUGUGCAAUAAACACGUUCACUGCUUACCAUACUCACAAAAAACUAAUUGGUGUCUUAGCGUACCCAUGAAAUGGGGGAAAACGUAGACUCGUUGCCGUUGUCGUAAUAAUAAUAUUAUGGCACAAAAUUCAAGGGCUGCUCGCAUGCAUACCUGUGUAUCUAAUGGGAAGUCACGUAGGCUGGCAAAAAAACUCAUUUGUUGCUUAGCGGGAAAAAAAUUGUAGACUGCUUGCUGUGCUCGCAAAAUAGCAAAAAAUAUGUAGGCUGCUUUCCCGUACUCGUGAAAUAUUAAAAAAUAUCCUCAGUAAUUUCUCUAGUAACUCCAGGGUACCCCUCAGUAAUCUAGUAUAUAGGCCACUAGUAAACUCCCUCAGUAAUUUCUCUAGUAAACUCCAGUGUACCCCCAGUGCACUCUAGUAAACUCUAGGGUACCCCAUGCCAUUUGGUAUCUGCAGGAUUCCGUCUGUAAUAAACUCCAGGCCACCAUAGCCACAUCAUCACCGGAGAAGACAGGCUCUAUGUAGUGACUUCUGACUAGGUGAGGUGGCAAAAAAA